Messenger RNA from Volvox carteri f. nagariensis, 669 nucleotides. RefSeq lists its product as uncharacterized. NCBI's taxonomy places the organism in Eukaryota, Viridiplantae, Chlorophyta, Chlorophyceae, Chlamydomonadales, Volvocaceae. The coding region runs from base 1 to 669 and encodes 222 amino acids. Gene Ontology annotation, cellular component: membrane. Gene Ontology annotation, biological process: vesicle-mediated transport. The record is from RefSeq and is a predicted model, not a curated record. The transcript has 5 exons.
AUGCCCCUAAUCUACGCACUUGUAGCUCGUGAAACAAGUGUGUUAGCUGAGUACACUCCAUACAGCGGCAACUUCAACACUGUUGCAAUUGAAUGCCUGCAAAAAUUGACAAACCCAGAGAGCAAGUUUACGAUAGCAUGUGACAGACACACGUUUAACUUCCUUGUCCAUAAUGGAUACACCUUCUGCGUGGUCGCCGACGAGGCAUAUGGGCGCCAGAUACCGUUUGCGUUCCUGGAGCGGGUACGAGACGAGUUCGAGUCACGAUACGCUGACAAGGCCCGGACCGCAGCAGCACACAGCAUGGACCGUACCUUCGGACCUCGUCUCAAGACCCACAUGGAGUACUGCAUGGAGCAUCCGGAGGAGAUUUCAAAGAUUGCUGCCGUACAGAAAAAGGUUAAUGAGGUCAAGGAUGUGAUGGUGGAGAACAUUGAGAAGGUUCUGGAGAGGGGUGAGAAAAUUGAGCUCUUGGUGGACAAGACGGAUGACCUCCGGAACCAGGUACGUGAUUUUCAGCGCAAGGGCCGUCAGCUUCGCAGCAAGAUGUGGUGGCAGAACUGCCGCAUGAAGCUGGUGGUGCUACUGGCUGUAGCGCUGCUGGCGGUGGUCAUCUUCCUGCUGGCGUGCUUCGCUGGCGGCAACAACUGUGUUAAGAAGAAGGACUGA